Molecule: messenger RNA, 1993 nt
Organism: Propithecus coquereli (Coquerel's sifaka)
Lineage: Eukaryota; Metazoa; Chordata; Mammalia; Primates; Indriidae
Gene: PLEKHB1
Product: pleckstrin homology domain containing, family B (evectins) member 1
Exons: 7
Coding region: 225-794 (189 amino acids)
Biological process (GO): regulation of cell differentiation
Cellular component (GO): membrane
Source: RefSeq, a predicted model, not a curated record
CCUCCCUGGGGGAGGGGCGGGUCCGUGGGCGGGUCCCAGGGGCAGCCAGGCCCUGGGCGCAGCCUGAGGAGAGAAGUGCCCCAGGUUCUCUGGGGCGCACAAAAGCGCAGGCGCAGCGGGUUGGGUGGCAGCAGGAUCGAGUAGCAGCCGCUUUGGCAGCAGCAUCCGCAACAGGUGUAGACAAGGUCCCGCCUGACUCUGCCCUGGAAAGUCCUUUUGAAGAAAUGGCCCUGGUGAGGGGCGGCUGGCUGUGGAGACAGAGCUCCAUCCUCCGCCGCUGGAAGCGGAACUGGUUCGCCCUGUGGCUGGACGGGACCCUGGGCUACUAUCACGAUGAGACAGCACAGGACGAGGAGGACCGUGUGCUCAUCCACUUCAACGUCCGCGACAUAAAGAUCGGCCAAGAGUGCCACGAUGUGCAGCCCCCAGAGGGCCAGAGCCGAGAUGGCCUGCUGACCGUGAACCUACGGGAAGGUUCCCGCCUGCACCUGUGUGCAGAAACCCGGGAUGAUGCUGUAGCGUGGAAGACGGCACUGCUGGAGGCAAACUCCACCCCGGUGCGCGUCUACAGCCCGUACCAGGACUACUACGAGGUGGUGCCCUCCAAUGCACACGAGGCCACAUAUGUCCGCGGCUACUAUGGACCGCCCUAUGCAGGCCCUGGCGUGACGCACGUGAUAGUGCGAGAGGAUCCCUGCUACAGCUCGGGCGCCCCGCUGGCCAUGGGCAUGCUCGCAGGAGCCGCCACUGGUGCGGCGCUCGGCUCGCUCAUGUGGUCGCCUUGCUGGUUCUGAGCCCUGGGACUCGGAACACUGGACCCUGCGCGUAGACUGCUAGAACCCUCUUUCUCCUGGACCCCACCCUUCACCCUCCAAGCCCUGUCCCACUUUGGCCCUUUCCUCUCCAUUAAAUCCUUCCGAGCUUGAACUAUCCCUCCCACUCCCUCCCUCACCCCCCACAUCGGAAGAAGCUAUGAUCCCAGGCACAAACAUGGGUCGAAAUCUUCACAUCUACCGCUAGACACCCCAGAAAUCUGAUAAAGACACCUAUAGAUAAAUUUCCUCCAAACACACUAGGACACAGCAAACACAACGUCAUUUGGUCUCAAGAGUUCCACGGCGCUGGAGACACAUGAGUUGGGCUGUCUGCCCUGUCCUGGGGAACUCCAGGCCUGGUGGGGAACACAAAAGUAAACAAACACUUAACAAAACUGCAGAGUUAUCAGUCCUUUGACAAGGACACGUGGGGGCAGGAAAUGAGGCAGGUAGACUGGGGUUAUGGUUAUUGGCAAGUAUACAGAGCCGUGAAUGUCAUGGCACAUCCAAGAAAUUAAGGGAGAGUUCAUUUGAGUUGGGUGAAGGCAGGGAUCAUAUGGUGAGCCUCUAGGCUAAGGACUUGCUGGGUAAAGGGGAGAUGUGAGCUUUCUAUGGAGGGAAGUUUCAUGAUUGCGCCUAUAAUGAAUAUAUUGCCUGUUUUAAUACUAACACAUGCCCAUACCCAAAACACCCCUGAGUAUAGCCCCAUCCUUCCCACCAGCAGCUUCCUUGGUCCCCUGUUACCCAUGACAAUUGAGCUGAACCUGGGGGCCUCUGGUUGGGGGACAGGUGAGUUGUGUUUGGCACCUCCAGCCCUAGGAAGUUGCCUCCAUCAGGAAAUGCCUUUCUGAUCCCAGGAGCUCGGCCCUCUGUUCCUAGUUGUGACUGUCACCAUCUCAGGCUUUGUCUCUUCAUCUAGGGAAGAUGGCAGUGUUCCCUUCUGGGGCCUGAUCUAUCCUUGUGCUAGCCUGGGAAGCCCCACAUAUGCCUGCCUUCAGGUGGCCAUGCAGUCUCCCUGUUUGGUCGUCUUCCAGUCUCUUCCCUCAUCCUGUCCCAAUCACCAGUAGAAAUGCUAACAUCAUUACCCAGCAGCCAGAGUAGCCCACUAAAUUUCCCCUGUAGACGGGGGCUCCGUUGGUUCUACUGCAGAGACUAAUAAAAGUGCAGUUGGCUCUCGC